CUGGGCUUAAUCCCACCUCAUUCGUCUAAAGUCUUAUUGGUAAGUCAUUUUUUCCCCUAAUUCUACGACGGUUUCAAUUCAACUCCACUUCUCAAUACUAUCAUCGAUUUUUAAUGGCUCUGUUCAUUGCCAUUUCGUAACUUCUCUUUUUCUCAAUUUCUAUUCUUCAAUUUUCCUUCUCUCGUAUCGAACUCAGAUCUAAUGCUGUAAAUAACUCCUUAUGUCAAAAUCAACAAUUGGAAGGAUAUGCAUCAUCUGAAAGCCAUGCAUCUGUGGGUCGGGUUUUGAAUUUGAUAUAUUGCUGGCAUAAUGGAAAAGGAAGAUUCUAGUGAGACAAAUGUGACGGUUUCUUCUAGUGAAAAAAAGGAGGGAGAUACACCUGUUGUUCAGCAAAAAGGCCUGGAAAAGGAUGAUUCCAAUAAGAAAAAUUCACUGACGAUUCCAACAGCUGAUCAAAAGGAGGGUGAAACUCCUAAAGCUCAGAAUAAAGCCCUCGAGAAGGAAGAUUCUACUAAAAAAAACUCAGCAAGAACUCCAAUUGAUGAAACGGAGGGAGAUACACCUGAUGUUCAGCAAAGAGGUCUGGAAAAGGAUGAUUCCAAUAAGAAAAAUUCAGUGAAGAUUCCGGCAGCUGAUAAAAAGGAGGGUGAAACUCCUAAUGUUCAGAAUAAAGCCCUCGAAAAGGAAGAUUCUACUAAAAAAUAUUCAGUAAGAACUCCAAUUGAUGAAACGGAGGGAGAUACACCUGAUGUUCAGCUAAGAGGCCUGGAAAAGGAUGAUUCCGAUAAGAAAAAUUCAGUGAAGACUCCAACAGCUGAUAAAAAGGAGGGUGAAACUCUUAACAUUCAGAACAAAGCGCUCGAAAAGGAAGAUUCUACUAAAAAAGAUUCAGUCAGAGCUGCAAUUGAUGAAAUGGAGGGAAAUUUUCCUGAUGUUCAGAAAGAAGACCAGGAAAGGGGAAACUCUGCUGGGAAAUACAUGGUAAAUUCUCCAGCAGCUGAAAGUGAGCAGGGGGAUAGACCUGCUUUUCAGAAAGAUGACCCGGAAAAGGAAGACUCUUCUUUGAAAAUUGUUUCAAUAUCUCCAACUUCUGAAAAGAUGGUGGGAGAUAAACUUGAUGCUGAGAAAGAGGACCUAGUAAAAUCACCUAGAGUUAUGAAAUCAUUGGAUACAAAUGCAAAAGGUCCUAGUAUAGUCAAUGAAAAAAAACUAGGUGAUUUGAAUGACAGGAUGGAUGAGAGUAGGGAAUUGGGGUCCCAAAAUGAAGAAGGAAUAAACAAAAAACUUGAGGAAGUUAGUGGGGAGGAGGUGGAGCCUGUCUUUGACGGGACAGAGGUUCCUGGAAUGGAAGCUAACAGGAGCCAAUCUACUCGUUCUUUGGAUCUUGAUCCGGAGAGUCAAAAUAAUGCUUGGCCUGAGAAAGCAGUGGCUCUGAAAAACUUUGUCAGGGAGAAGAGUGUAGUUGCAGUUUCCAGUGUAAUGCGUCGCCUCUCAGGAAAGAGUGAUGAUGGACAGAAUGUUCCUGAUGCUGAAGAUAAGAAUGAUAACAGCCAUUGUAAUAUUAAGGAGCCUGCGGAUUCUGCUGAAAGAACUGAAGCCCAAGAAGUCUCUCACAAACCACUAGAGAGAUCUGGAUGGAAUCCCCUUAGCUUUAUUAAGAUUUCACGUGAUGUUGAUGCAGAAAAGGAAGCUGUACAGCAGGAGGAGGUAGUUAAAGAAUCUUUACAACCAUCAGACAUUAAAGGAAGAGUUAUACUAUAUACAAGGUUAGGAUGCCAGGAUUGCAAAGGGGCUAGGCUAUUUCUGCACUGGAAAAGGCUCAGAUACGUUGAGAUUAAUAUUGAUAUAUACCCCAGCAGAAAGCUGGAACUAGAGAAAAUUGCCGGGUCUUCUGCUGUUCCUAGAGUGUUUUUUAAUGAAGUUCUUAUUGGAGGAUUGGGUGAGCUAAAGGGUUUGGAUGAGUCUGGCAAACUUGAUGAGAAGAUCGAGUAUGUUGUUACAGAAAGGGCAUCAUCUGAAGCUCCUUUACCACCACUUUCUGGUGAGGAUGAUGAAUCCAGCUCUGGGGCGGUUGAUGAGCUAGCUCUUAUUGUUCGAAAAAUGAGAGAAUCCAUUGUCGUUAAAGACCGGUUUUAUAAAAUGCGAAGGUUUACUAACUCCUUUCUAGGUUCAGAAGCUGUGGAUUUCUUAUCAGAGGAUCAGUACUUGGAAAGAGAAGAGGUUAGUUGCUUGUGGAUUUUCAUGUUUUGGGAAGCUGAUGUUACUUUUCAUAGGUGGUUAUUCACAGUCUGCAUAAUCCUAAGUGUGCCAUACAUGCAGGUUUCCAGGACUAAGCAUCACUUGUUGUAUUAUGAUCAUAAGAUAAGGCAAACCAAAGUCAGAGGACUCUAUUGUGUUUUUGGAAGAAAUAUGCCAAUUAGUUUGGCUAUUGAAUUUGCUCGAAAGCUUGCUAGAAAACUCUUCUUCCACCAUGUUCUUGAUGAGAAUGUAUUUGAAGAUGGCAACCAUUUGUACCGGUUCUUGGAUCACGAUCCUAUUAUAAUGUCACAAUGUCAGAACAUUGCAAGGGGUAUAAUUGAUGUGAAGCCAAAGUCUAUAAUAGAAAUCUCAUCACGGCUUAGAAAAUUAUGUUAUGCAAUCUUUGAAGCUUACACAUCGGAAGAUGGAAAGCACAUUGAUUAUAGAAGCAUCCAUGGGAGUGAGGAAUUUGCCAGGUAUCUGAGAAUAGUGGAGGAGCUUCAAAGGGUAGAUUUACAUGACAUGCAAAGAGAGGAGAAGCUUGCUUUCUUUAUAAAUCUCUACAAUACGAUGGCCAUUCAUGCAAUCUUGGUGUGGGGUCAUCCUGAUGGAGCACUGGAGCGAAGGAAAUUGCUGGGAGACUUCAAGUAUGUUAUUGGUGGGUUGACCUAUUCACUUUCAGCUAUAGAAAAUGGCAUAUUAAGGAGCAAUCAACGACCACCAUACAAUCUUAUUAAGCCAUUUGGGGUGCAUGACAAACGUUUAAAGGUUGCUCUUCCUUACCCAGAGCCUCUUAUUCACUUUGCACUGGUUUGUGGACAUCGAUCUGGACCUGCUCUUCAGUGCUACGCACCUGGGAACAUUGAUAAAGAGUUGAUGGAGGCAGCCCGUAAUUUCUUAAGAAGUGGAGGACUCAUUGUUGAUCUGAAUGAGAAAGUUGCAUCAGCCACUAAGAUACUCAAAUGGUACAGUGUAGAUUUUGGCAAGAACGAGGUGGAGGUAAUGAGGCAUGCAGCAAAUUAUCUAGAGCCAGCUGACUCUGAAGGGUUGCUGGAGUUACUUGCGACGACUCAGUUGAAGGUGGUAUAUCAGCCUUAUGAUUGGGGUUUGAACUACUAGGUAACAUAUGAUUACUAUUAGUUUUUAACCACAUACAGUUUUAUACAUGUACCUUUGUUUUACAAAAAGCCACAUGAGCAAGUAGUCAAGUACUGGUAGUGUGGCUUUAUACAUUUACCUUUGAUUUAGAGACUGUCACAUAUCAUCUCUGAUGAACUGGUUUGAUACCAAAGAAAAUAUCUUUUUUUUUUUUUUUUUCACUAAUCAUAAUCAUUUCUGCUGUUCAUUUCCUACGAUAUUCAUAUACUCAUUUAAUUUUAUAUUUUGUUUUUUCAA
Cornus florida is the source of this 3633-nucleotide messenger RNA. RefSeq lists its product as uncharacterized. Lineage: Eukaryota; Viridiplantae; Streptophyta; Magnoliopsida; Cornales; Cornaceae. The transcript has 7 exons. The record is from RefSeq and is a predicted model, not a curated record. Gene Ontology annotation, biological process: intracellular signal transduction. Bases 310 to 3357 code for a protein of 1015 amino acids.